Messenger RNA from Lolium rigidum, 2773 nucleotides. RefSeq names its product cell division cycle protein 27 homolog B-like. The coding region runs from base 6 to 2171 and encodes 721 amino acids. NCBI's taxonomy places the organism in Eukaryota, Viridiplantae, Streptophyta, Magnoliopsida, Poales, Poaceae. Gene Ontology annotation, biological process: cell division. The transcript is spliced from 16 exons. Gene Ontology annotation, molecular function: protein binding. The record is from RefSeq and is a predicted model, not a curated record.
CCGCGAUGGAAACCCUAAUGGUGGACCGCGUCCACGCCAGCCUCCGCCUCUUCAUGAACCGCAACGCCGUCUUCCUCUGCGAGCGCCUCUGCGCCCAGUUCCCCGCCGAGACCAAUGUGCAAUUGCUAGCGACUUGCUACCUCCACAACAACCAGCCCUAUGCUGCAUACCACAUAUUGAAAGGUAAGAAGAUGCCAGAGUCUCGGUACUUGUUCGCUAUAUCAUGCUUUCGAAUGAACCUCUUGCGGGAAGCUGAAGAAACUUUAUGUCCAGUCAAUGAACCAAACGUUGAGGUUCCAAGUGGUGCGACAGGACAUUACCUUCUUGGAUUAAUUUACAGGUACACUGGCAGAGUGGCACCAGCAGCUGAGCAAUUUACACAAGCUUUGACUCUAGACCCUCUUUUAUGGGCAGCAUAUGAGGAAUUGUGUAUACUAGGAGUUGCUGAAGAUGCAAAUGAAUGUUUCAGCGAAGCAACUGCUCUACGUCUCCAGCAGGAACACACAUCCACAUCAAAUUUGGAGAAGUCAAACUUUGUCAAUGAAAAUCGGGUUCUAUCUUCUAAUGUAUCAGCCAGCCUCGUGGAUAUCAGCCCAAAGCAAAUAAAACAACUGCAUGCUAACAACACAGCUGAAGUACCUGGUUAUUCUCAUUUAAGAGCAACUGCAUUGCAUGUGCAGAACAGUGUACAAUCUAAUGUAGGACAGUUUGAUAGCCCAUCACCAACUGUAACACAGACUUCUGGUAUUGUUCCACCACCACUGUUUAGGAAUGUCCAUGCCUAUCAGAAUACAAUUAUUGGUGAUGCUCCAGCCAAACCAAAGAUGAAUGCAGUGAACCAACCACUGAGAAGAAAAUACCUGGAUGAAGCAAGACUGAAGAAGGUUACUGGAAGGCUCUUUAAUCAGAGUAGUGAGUCAAUACCUCGAAGAAGUGCAAGACUUUCUAGGGAUACACCAAUAAAUUCGAAUUCAAAUAUAUCUCAGUUUGGAGGGAAUGUAACAGAUCAUUCGUCAGGAAGCAGGUAUGAAGCUGUUGACGAGAUGUGGACAGAUAAUAUAGCAGCAACCUCAUCUUCUGUAAGUAUAGCUGAAGGAAGAUGCUUUGAGCAAGAUAAACCUGAGCGAAUCCUGUCACAAGACUCCAAAUUGGUGACUGGUAUCAGAGAGCUAUUGGGACUUCUGCGGACACUUGGUGAAGGCUAUAGACUAUCAUGCUUGUUUAAGUGCCAGGAAGCACUAGAGGUCUAUAGAAAACUCCCAGAGCCACAAUUUAAUACUGGAUGGGUUUUAUGUCAGGUUGGGAAGGCAUAUUUUGAACUGGUGGAUUAUUUAGAAGCUAAUCAUUUCUUUGAGUUAGCGCAUCGAUUAUCACCCUGCACGUUGGAGGGAAUGGACAUCUACUCUACUGUUCUUUAUCAUUUGAAUGAGGAAAUGAGGAUAAGUUACCUUGCUCAAGAGCUUAUUUCUGUUGAUCGACUAUCUCCUCAAGCAUGGUGCGCAGUGGGAAAUUGCUUUGCAUUGCGGAAGGAUCAUGAGACUGCUCUGAAAAACUUCCAGCGUGCUGUACAGAUUGAUCCGAGAGUUGCAUACGCUCACACUCUAUGUGGUCACGAAUAUUCUGCAUUGGAGGAUUACGAGAACAGUGUUAAAUUCUACCGAUGUGCACUUCAGGUAGAUGAAAGGCACUACAAUGCCUGGUAUGGGCUUGGAGUGGUGUACCUUCGCCAGGAAAAGUUCGAGUUUGCAGAGCAUCAUUUCAGAAGGGCAUUUCAGAUAAAUCCUCGGUCUUCUGUUCUUAUGUGCUAUCUUGGGAUGGCCUUACAUGCUCUAAAGAGGAAUGAGGACGCACUGGAGAUGAUGGAUAAAGCUAUAUUUUCUGAUAAGAAGAAUCCGCUUCCCAAGUAUCAGAAAGCUUUAAUUCUGGUAGGCCUUAAAAAAUAUCCGGAAGCUCUGGAUGAGUUGGAGCGGCUAAGAGAGAUUGCACCUCGUGAGAGUAGUAUGUAUGCACUUAUGGGGAAGAUAUACAAGCAACUCAAUAUUCUCGACAAGGCUGUGUUUUGUUUUGGCACUGCCCUGGAUUUGAAACCUCCCGCUGCUGACCUUGCUAUAAUCAAGGCUGCAAUGGAGAAAGUACACCUUCCAGAUGAUCUGAUCGAGGAUGACCUGUAAGUUAACUCAAAAGCACAAUGAGAAAUGGAAGUUUAGCUGGAUCUAUGGUUUUCUGCUUGUGCUGCUUGGAAUCCUGGCCUGCUUGCGCUUUCCGAGGAAAUCGGGGCUUGAAGGAAGAAAACCAUCACGUGGAAUCAGAAUUGACUGUUCCUAUGUAUUUUCUCAGGGCAUUAGGAUACAUCCAGUUUUGUAGCAUUAGCUGUAACCCGUAGACUGACAGCACAAGCAUAGUAGCUGUAGUAGUUUAGGUGUACAAGUUGAGUGUUGGCAUUGAAGCCUGCAUCACUGUACAAUUGUCCAAAUACCAAAAGAAACCAUCAAGAAAUAACGGAGGUCAUCCAAGGAUAAAAAGAUCAUUCCGAAUCAAGCAGAUUGUGAAUUGCACCAAUUUACUUCUCUGGUGCUUAAUUUGAAGGCAUGAAUCAAGCAGACUAGUCAAAAGCUUUGAAGAAGGCAGGAGGAAGGAUACGCUGAUGAGUUGGACUUGUUCCACUGUAAGUAGUGGGGAGAUAAAUUUAGGGAAUAUGUGUGGAUUUGCAUCCAAAGAAAUUGUAACAUUUCGUUAUCUUACCAUGCUGUUGUAGUAGUAGUCUUAUGAUUCC